Messenger RNA from Racocetra persica, 230 nucleotides. Lineage: Eukaryota; Fungi; Glomeromycota; Glomeromycetes; Diversisporales; Gigasporaceae. The record is from the annotation of a GenBank genome assembly.
ACAGCUUAAAACCAAUUCCAGUUACUCAAAAACAUCCAAAAAAUAUGUACGCAAGUAAAAGCAUUAACACACAAGAGAUCACUAAAAGGUUUUCAAAAAUGUUUAUUAUCGAUCCAGUGGAUGGUGAAAUUUCGGAUAACACGAAAAUACAUAUUAGUAAAUCAAUUGAUUUUGUCGACAUUAAUGAUGAUUACGAAUUAUUUUUGAAAUGUUUUAAGAUAAAUAAGUGA